Molecule: messenger RNA, 1046 nt
Organism: Acaromyces ingoldii
Lineage: Eukaryota; Fungi; Basidiomycota; Exobasidiomycetes; Exobasidiales; Cryptobasidiaceae
Exons: 2
Coding region: 162-947 (261 amino acids)
Source: RefSeq, a predicted model, not a curated record
CGUAGAUUGACCAAAGCCGGCAAUCCCUUUCUCUUCCCGCGCACACCUUAGCACACUUAGCCGAAAAGGCAGGCUCUUAGGGCCGAGGCCAUCAUAGCACCGGGACCAAUGACAGGAGAAGUGCGCGAGGGGAAAGUAAAGACAUCCCAGUGAAGAUCGGCAUGACAAUCGGCAUGACAAAAGGCGAACGCAUUACCUUUCAGGAGCACCGGACGGCUCGCCAGGAGGUUCAACGCGCCAAGAUUCUCUCGCAGCAACAUGUUCAUCCCGACCCGAUUCUCGAGCAACACGGCGAGGGAGAUGUGCGUAUGGGGGUCACGAUUGUGAUGCGCCCACCCCGCGAAAUGCGUAGAUGGAUUAUCGAGGUGCAGGGGCUGAUUAAAGAAGCCCUUGGUGAGACACGGGAUGCGCUCUGGUACGCGCCCGAGGACUUGCUUCACAUGACUGUCCUCGAGUGGCUUGUCGCCGCUCCGGACCAGCAGUAUACUGUUGAAACGAUCGUCGGGCAUCUCUCCAAGCCAGAGGCUCUGAAUUUUCUCACAGAGCUGCCGUCGGACCCGCCGAUUCGGCUGGAUAAGGCAACACUCUCCUACGACGAAUCUGCCCUGGCUCUUUCUUUCUUGCCUCUCAACUCUUCGCCAGAGGCCGCCUCGUAUCCCGUCUAUCGUCGUUCGCUCCGAAAUUAUGCAGAGGAGCUCGUGCGAGAGACCGGAGUGAUGGCCCCCAAAGGCCGCUAUGACUACCCCUCGGCACACAUCACAAUUGCACGCUUCAAGCAAGCGGUGCCGAGCGAGCAGAUUGAUGCCCUUGUUCACGGCAUCGACACCGUUGCCACUCGCUUGCAGGUCGCACAGACAGAUGCCUCGUGGACGUUUGACGGCCCGCUCCAUAUCAUGUCCGGUCGCAUCUGGUACGGAGGUGGAGAACGGCUCCGGCCUAGUCUAUGAACAGUUAGAUAUCCACUUUCAUUAGAGUUUCUAGAGUGCUUCCCGGGAACCCCACAGCAAUCAGAUUAAUCUCAGCAGUGGAGAAUCAUAUCAGUGGAG